Drosophila hydei is the source of this 6552-nucleotide messenger RNA. RefSeq names its product latrophilin Cirl (gene Cirl). Gene Ontology annotation, biological process: adenylate cyclase-activating G protein-coupled receptor signaling pathway; cell surface receptor signaling pathway. Bases 610 to 5982 code for a protein of 1790 amino acids. Gene Ontology annotation, molecular function: carbohydrate binding; G protein-coupled receptor activity. Gene Ontology annotation, cellular component: membrane. Lineage: Eukaryota; Metazoa; Arthropoda; Insecta; Diptera; Drosophilidae. The transcript has 12 exons. The record is from RefSeq and is a predicted model, not a curated record.
UAACUAAAAAUUUACAAUAAAAUAUACAGUUUGUGUUAAGAUACUAAAACUGAAAUCAUGAAUUUCGUGCAAAAAAGUGUACUUAAAAAGUCAUACGAAAAAGCCGAAAAAAAUUUCCAGUCGGGGUGCUCCGCUGGCCAAAGCAGCGCAGUCUCCGCUGAAGCUAAAAUAACUUGACUGUGUUAGUGUGUAGUUGUAUGUGUGACAUAUGUGGAAACACCAGCAACAGCGGCAGCGCAGUCAGCGUCAACUUUUCUCUACAUGGAACUGCAUUUUACGAAUGCAAUUUGAGUGUACAAAGAAAACGAGUCUUUGUUCGUCUGAAAAGCGGCAAAUGAAGGUUGUGGUUCGUUCGUACCUUUUUGUGUGGCUUGCAAAUGGCGUUGAACGAAUUGGGAAAUUGUGUUCAACAAACUCGGACAAGAGUUGAUAACCAGUCAAGAUUGAUGAUAGCAUUCGGGACAAGGGCCGACCUGCAAGUUCAGUGGGCUGUGCCUGGCAGGAUUUGGUAUUUAUGACUACUAUUCUACUUGCUGCAAAGCAUCGCUAACGACCCACCAACCCACCACACAUACUAAGUAUAUUGCAGACAGCGUAAAAGCGUGUAUCAUGAUAUAUAUAUCUAUAUAUAUAUACAUUACAUAUGUAUAUGCUCCAUAUAUAGCUUGUAAGUGUCUUUGCAGAACCAAUCACCAACCAAAACCAAACCAAACUACAACAAAUCAACGCAGCGCUAAUAACAAACUUUCUCUAUUUCACAUACCCAUCUAUAUAUAUUUAUAUGCAACGAUUCCAAUUAUAUGGAAAUAUGUAUUUACUCAUGUUGAACCAUUUACAGCGCCCAAAUACCAAACUGCUUACGCCUGCGAAGGUAAGCAACUGACUAUCGAAUGCGAACCGGGCGACUUAAUCAAUCUGAUACGAGCCAACUACGGUCGUUUCUCGAUCACCAUCUGCAAUGAUCAUGGCAACGUUGAGUGGAGCGUCAAUUGUAUGUUUCCCAAAAGUCUCACCGUGCUAAACUCAAAAUGUUCGCACAAGCAAAGCUGCAGUGUUCUGGCUGCCACCAGCAUGUUCGGUGACCCCUGUCCUGGUACACACAAAUAUUUGGAGGCGCAUUAUCAAUGCAUUUCGGCGGCACAAACGUCGACGACUACAAAUAGGCCAAGUCCCCCACCAUGGGUGCUAAGCAAUGGCCCGCCCAUCUUUGGUAAUGGUAGCGGUCUUAUACAGGUACCGCCACCUCUGCCGCCGCGUCUGCCCAGUCUGCCUGGUGUUGUGGGCAUUCAUGGCAUCAAUGCAGUGCCGCCCACGCACUCGACGCCCAGCAGCAGCACAGCUGCGCUGCCUGGUGGCAGACUCAAGGGCGUCACUAGCGCAACUACCAAGCAUCCAGGUGGUCGACACGACGGAUUGCCGCCCCCACCCCAAUUGCAUCAUCACCACCAUCACACGGAUGAGACAGUGCCCACCAAACCGAGCAGCAGCAGCAACAGCGGAGGCACUGGCAAUGUUACGUCUCCAUCCAAUACACGGAUUUUGACGGGCGUCGGUGGUGCUGGCAGCGAUGAUGGCACGUUGCUAACUACCAAGAGUUCGCCGAAUCGUACACCGGGUACAACAGCCGGUGCAACCAACAGCAGCGUAAAUAUUGGUGGUGCUGGAACUGGUAAUGUAGUGCGCACUAUAAAUAACAUCAAUUUGAAUGCGGCUGGCAUGGGUACAGACGAUGAGUCCAAAUUGUUUUGCGGUGCUAUGCAUGCUCGCAAUCUCUUCUGGAACAUGACCCGCGUGGGCGACGUUAAUGUGCAGCCAUGUCCAGGCGGCGCUGCUGGCAUUGCCAAGUGGCGUUGUGUCUUGAUGAAGCGUUUGCCGGAUUCGGGCUACGAUGAAUAUGAUGAUGAGUUGCCAGCUGCUAGUAGCACAACGCCUCUACCGUCCAGCAACGGUGGCGAUUGCUUGCACAACAGCAGCAGCUGCGAUCCGCCAGUGAGCAUGGCACAUAAGGUCAACCAAAACCAGCGACUUCGCAACUUUGAGCCCACGUGGCAUCCACUCACACCUGACCUAACACAGUGCCGCAGUCUUUGGCUAAAUAGCCUCGAGAUGCGUGUUAACCAGCGCGAUUCGUCUUUAACGUCGAUCGCCAACGAUCUAUCGGAGGUGACCAGUAGUAAGACGCUCUAUGGCGGCGACAUGCUUGUCACAACCAAGAUCAUACAAACUAUGUCAGAGAAGAUGCUGCACGAUAAGGAAACGUUUCCCGAUCAGCGGCAACGUGAAGCUAUUAUUAUGGAGCUGCUGCAUGGCGUUGUCAAAACUGGAUCCAAUUUACUUGACGAAUCACAACUCUCCUCUUGGCUAGAUCUCAAUCCAGAGGAUCAAAUGCGCGUUGCCACCUCUCUGCUAACUGGUCUUGAGUACAAUGCCUUUCUGCUAGCCGAUACGAUUAUCAGGGAGCGUAAUGUAGUCCAGAAGGUCAAAAACAUAUUGCUCUCUGUUCGCGUAUUGGAAACAAAAACUAUUCAUGGUAGUGUCGUAUUUCCCGACUCUGAUCAAUGGCCACUGAGCUCCGAUCGCAUUGAAUUGCCACGCACAGCUCUAAUCGAAAACAGCGAAGGUGGCCUGGUGCGCAUUGUAUUUGCGGCGUUUGAUCGACUAGAGUCCAUACUGAAGCCCAGCUAUGAUCAUUUCGAUCUAAAAAGUGCGCGUAGCUAUGUACGAAACACAGCUAUAUUAUCGAAUGACAGUGAUGCAGCUGCUGGAGAGAUGCAGCAGCGCAUACGCAUUCUCAACAGUAAGGUGAUCUCGGCCAGCCUGGGCAAAGGCCGCCACAUACAACUGUCACAGCCAAUCACACUAGUGCUAAAGCACUUGAAAACGGAGAAUGUCAGCAAUCCCACCUGUGUUUUUUGGAACUACAUUGACCAUGCCUGGUCUGCCAAUGGCUGCAGUCUUGAGUCGACGAAUCGAACACACAGCGUCUGCAGCUGCAAUCAUUUAACCAAUUUUGCAAUACUUAUGGAUGUUGUCGAUGAGCACCAGCACUCGCUAUUCACCAUGUUCGAUGGAAAUAUGCGUAUCUUUAUCUAUAUCAGCGUUGCGAUUUGCGUGAUUUUCAUCAUUAUUGCGCUGCUCACACUAAAGCUCUUCAAUGGCGUCUUCGUUAAGUCUGCACGCACCUCGAUCUAUAGCAGCAUUUAUAUUUGCCUGCUGGCCAUUGAGCUGCUCUUUCUGCUGGGAAUCGAACAGACCGAAACAAGCAUAUUUUGUGGGUUCAUUACCAUCUUUCUGCACUGUGCCAUACUCUCGGGCACCGCCUGGUUUUGCUAUGAAGCCUUCCAUUCAUACUCCACGCUCACAUCUGAUGAGCUGCUACUGGAAGUGGAUCAAACGCCUAAGGUGAACUGCUAUUAUCUGUUGUCCUAUGGCCUCUCAUUGAGUGUGGUGGCCAUUUCGCUGGUGAUCGAUCCCAGUACAUACACGCAAAAUGAUUACUGUGUCCUCAUGGAAGCCAACGCGCUCUUCUAUGCCUCCUUCGUGGCGCCCGUAUUGUUAUUCUUUGUGGCGGCUAUUACCUAUACCUUUUUGUCGUGGAUCAUCAUGCGCCGCAAGAGUCGAACUGCUCUGAAGACCAAGGAGCACACGCGAUUAGCUAAUGUGCGGUUCGACAUACGCUGCUCAUUUGUCUUUCUGUUGCUGCUUAGCGCCGUUUGGUGCUCCGCCUACUUUUAUUUGCGGGACGCAAAACUCGACGAGGAUGUGGCCACCAUCUACGGCUACUGUUUCAUCUGUUUCAACACACUGCUAGGCAUCUACAUAUUUGUAUUCCAUUGUAUACAAAACGAGAAAAUUCGCCGCGAAUAUCGGAAAUACGUCCGUCAACAUGCCUGGCUGCCGAAAUGCCUGCGUUGUUCAAAGACGUCAAUCUCCUCGGGUGUAGUAGCUGGUAAUGGCGGCACAGGAGUCGGAAAUGCUGCCAACAACUCUGCUGGUACACUUUCCAAGUCGAAGUCGAAACUACCGCUGGGCGCAAACGACGAAAUUCGCGAUGUGGAUCCACAGCUGCAGCAACAUGAUCUGCCAGUUGCCGAAGACGCGAUAAUUAUGGGCGCCGGCUCUGACUGUGAGCUAAACGAAGCCCAACAACGUCGCACGCUCAAAAGUGGACUUUUAACGGGUAGCCUGCAGCCAGCACCAGUUGGUGCGGUUGUGCACGAGCGAAGCACGUUACGUUCCACUGGAAUGGCUAGCGUAGGCCAUGCAUCACCAACUAGCUCAGCUGGCUCCACACAUUUGAUAUUUGCACAUAAGCAACAGCAACAGCAGCUCCAACAAGCAGGCGAAACCUACUACCAUCAGCCAGACUACUACAGCUGGAAACAUCCGCCUGGAGGUCAACGCGAAUACUACAACAAUGCUGGAGGGGCAGUGGGUGCAGGUGUGGGUGGCGUAGGAGGUGCCUCGCCACAACAGGCACAUGAGGUGUUUUAUUGGACACAGAAACAUAACAACCAGCACGGCAAGAAAAAGCGUGGGGGAGGGGCCGGAGCUGUGCCCGCAUCACCCAGCGGAUCUCUUCACAGUCGCGUCACGGCCGCCUCGCAGGUGUUGUUUUACCCAUCGUAUAAGAAGACCACCGGCUUGAAACAGGCGCCACCAUCACAACAAUCGUACCCACACUAUGCUGAGGCUCUUGACCCACCCAAUGCUGCUUACUACCAACAACAGCUGCAGCAACAACAACAGCAGUUGCGUCAGCAACGUCAGCAGCAGCAGCAACAACAACAACAGCUAUCCUCAGACGAGGAACAGGCGGAACAGCAUGCACACCUAUUACACUUGCAGCACCAGCAACGACGUGUUGGUGGACAGCAAUUGCCAGCGCCGCCGCCGCACAUAGCGCAGUACCAACAGGAGUUGUUAGCACAACAGCAACGCCAACAGUAUAGAAAUAAGCAUUCCAACUGUGAUCUUAGCCAGGGCAUGGGCUUAGGAAUAAACAUGGGCGUUGGCCAUGGCGAUGCCUAUUACAAUCAAGGCGGUAGCAGCAAUGGCGGCGGCGAUGCUGGUGGGCCUGUUUACGAGGAGAUUCUGAGUAACCGAAACUCGGAUGUGCAGCACUAUGAAGUAGGCGACUUUGAUGUGGAUGAAGUGUAUAACAACAGCGUUGGCACAGGCGUCUUUAACAGCAUGCGCGCCGCAGUAGCUGCUGGAGGAAGUCGCUAUUGUGGUGGCAGUCUAAGCGGAGGCAGCGUUACCUCCAGAAAUCAACAGCAACAGCAACAAAAACAGAAGCAACCGCCACGACGCUGUGCAGCUGAUGAUGAUGACGACGACGACGAUGAUGAUGAUGAGUAUGAUGACGAGGUGACGGCAGCGGAACAGUUGCAUGACAGCGUCUGUGAUGAUGAGGAUAAUGAGAGCGAUAUUGAUGACGAUACUCACGGAUUGCCACCUCAAAGUGAUGAGCGAAUGCGUCGUCUAAUGGCGCUCCAAGAUGAAGAUUUUAAACGGCGGUUUCAACGCCAGCAGAGAAAGAAUGGCUUGCCCCUUGAUUAUGGAGCGUCGAUCCAAUCUGCAGCAGCAACCCACCCAGAGCACAAUGGCGCGGUUUUUGGGGUUAGCGGCGGCGUUGGUGAGGGCUCCAUGCGUGGCGCAUACAGGCAACAGCAACAGCAGAAUGCCAAGUCGCCGAACGCACGCUUGGCGGUAAAUGAGCUGUUUGGCCAUGGUAAUGCAGGACCGCCGCUGCCACCGGCCAACCAGACGCCAGCACAAAAGCGUCAGCAGUUACAAAAACUAUCACCGCAGUCCACAACAUCUUCGUCGUCGCACACAUCUCACAGCAAUCCCCAACAUGCUCCUGCACAUCAUCUCCAGCAUCACCACACACAACAGCAGCAGCAGGCUCGUCAUUUAUCAGCAAUGUUGGAUGAGAAUAAUACCGUGCGCUGCUAUCUGGAACCUUUGGCUAAGUAGACGGCAGCAAGCAAUAGUAGCCAGCAGCAGCAGCCCUCCACAACUUGCAUGGCAGGCAGCCGAUCGUUGUCUUAGGCAAAAAUUGUAGCUUAGGUUUAGCUAUACUCUAGUAUUAGUCAUUAGUCGAAAUAUGGAGCAUUGUGUGAAACAACAUGCUGUCAUGUCAUGCUAUACGUGCAGUGAUUCGAGAAUCCCAAAACUUUAUAUGUAUAUGUAACUCAAUUAGACCAUAGGCUAAACAACCAACCAACCAACCAACAAAACAAGCAACCAAUGCGGAGCAAAAUAAAUGCAAUAUGCAAACGAAAUGGAUAUUGUCGAUGCUCACAAUUUAUACCAACUCGAUAUAUAAAUGUAUGUACUGUAUGUAUAUGUAUAAUGUAAUAUGUAAUGUAUAACGUAUGUGAAGCGCAUACAGGUCACCCAAAUGCCAUUUUUAAGUAGGCUACCAAUAACAUUAUACCAUAUAUAUAUAUAUGUUUGUAAGGUCUGAGAACUGUAUGUAAAUGAUAUUUAGGGCGAGCAUAUUAUGUAUUUUAUGUAAUUUAUAAGGCAUAUAUUGUUUAUUUG